Acaulospora colombiana is the source of this 149-nucleotide messenger RNA. The record is from the annotation of a GenBank genome assembly. Lineage: Eukaryota; Fungi; Glomeromycota; Glomeromycetes; Diversisporales; Acaulosporaceae.
GAACCGGCGCACUGAAGCAAGGCGCAGAAGCUACCAACAAGGACAUAUCCACUGUAACUUGCCAUACGCAAGGAUGCACAACUUCCCUGGAUGAUGCCAUUAAUUGUGAACCCUAUAAAAUGAAUGAUAGUGGUAACGAUGAAGGGGAA